GUUUUUGGAACGCGGCCUUGCGGCCAGGCGCUGGGAGAGUCCUCGACCUGUUUUAUCUCUCCAUCCUCGCGGAGACCUGGAGGCUCAGGUCUAUUUUUAACCGCGUUUCAGAUAAGGAACCGGAGUGUGUAAGAGGCGCAGCUGCAGGAGCAGGGGGUGUGCAGCGGACGGGUGGGCGAGCUGGCCAGCGGCCCCCAAGCCGGGCUUGGCUCCUGGCUUGUGUCCGGGCUGCGGGAGGAGCCCCUGCGGCCAGGGGCUCGGUCCGAGGGCGCGGGCCUUCUGCCCUGGCCCUGCCCAUCUGACCUCCGUCUUCCCCCGGUUUCCCAGGAUGGUUCCCGGGAGGGAAUUGCCGCCGCCAACGGGUCGGACUGGUUUGGUAGGCGGCGGCCCGGGGGUGGGGCAGAGGCUAGUUACCUCGACCGGGCUCCGCAAGGCUGCCUUUCCUGUCAGACCCUUCCUGCCUGAGGUCCCCUGGGGGUCGGCCCCCAGUGGGGCAGCUUUCCUUUCCCACCUACGCCAUCCCUUCUGCCUUGGGAGCAGCUCUGUCUCUGGCCCGACAGCCCCGAAGGUUCUGCCGUUGCCGGCGUCCAGCUGCCAACUUUCUGCCUGGAUCUGGCUCCUCAUUUCUCCGGCCUUCCCAGACCAAAGCCCUCAGGGUAUGUAACAGCCAUGCCUGUGGACACACUGACUCCGGGAGCCCGGGACACCCCUGCCCUACCUUUCCGCCUGCGGACCAAAGUCCCCGGCUACCUGCUACGGCGGCCAGCAGAUGGUGGAGCCCGGAAACCCAGUGCUGUGGAGCGCCUGGAGGCUGACAAGGCCAAGUACGUCAAGAGCCUGCAUGUGGCCAACACCCGCCAGGAACCUGUGCAGCCCCUGCUGUCCAAACAGCCACUCUUCAGCCCUGGGACUCGCCGCACGGUGCUCACGCCUAGCCGCCGAGUCCUGCCUGGCCCUGGCCGCCGGCCCCAGCUGGACUUGGACAUCCUUAGCAGCCUUAUCGACUUGUGUGAUAGUCCCGCGUCCCCUGCCGAGGCCGGCCGUACCCCUGGACGGACAGAGGGAGCCCACCAGGCGCCCCCAGCCACCCCCCCACGCCCACCGCCCAGUACAGCUGCGGUUCGCCGAGUGGAUGUCCGUCCCCUGCCUGCCUCACCUGCCCAGCCCUGCCCAUCGCCAGGCACUACCACUGCCUCCAGCCCGGCCCGCCCCCCGGGUUUGCAGCGCUCCAAGUCGGAUUUGAGUGAGCGUUUCUCGCGGGCAGCGGCCGACCUUGAGCGAUUUUUUAACUUCUGCGGCCUGGACCCGGAGGAGGCAAGGGGGCUGGGAGUGGCCCACCUGGCGCGGGCUAGCUCAGACAUCGUGUCCCUGGCCGGGCCCAGCGCUGGGCCCGGCAGCUCUGAGGGGGACUGCUCCCGCCGCAGCUCUGCCACUGUUGAGGAGCGGGCGCGGGAGCGGGAGCGCGUCCCCUAUGGCGUGUCGGUGGUAGAGCGUAACGCCCGCGUGAUCAAGUGGCUGUACGGGUUGCGGCAAGCGCGCGAUACCCCAGCAGCUGAGGGCUAGGCUUCCACGGGACGCCGCAUUUGCCACAGACAGAUCUUAGAGAGGCAACUGGCCCCUUGACCUCUUCUGCAUCCAUUCGCGGGCUUGGGGCAGACCGGAGGCGGCUGCCUUGUGUGAACUUGGUGUGGAGGCGGAGCCUCAGAGGCGGGACCAGCAUCCACCUGGCAAGGACUGACUCUGGAGAGAGUUGCCCCCUGACCUUGGGCCACCCUCUGCCCUUCACAUGUAGAGGUUUUGACAUGAGUCCUACUUGGCUCUUAUUGUGGGUUUGGAUUUGGGGCACUUAGCCUUCUCUACCGAGAGUGAGGGGCCAAAGGAUCUUACUAGGCCUAGCGGUUCUGUUUCCUUCUUCCUUGGUCUCUGACGUUUGCUGACUUCCUCUUCCUCUCCCAGGGGGCCCUGGUUCCCUGGGAACUUACUCUGGGUGGGGGCAGGGCCUUGGCAGCCUGGCCUAGGUGGGUAGACUACAGGAGGGACUGAUAGAGUCUGUACUGCUCUGACUCCCCCCCCCCCCCCCUUUGGUUAAUAAACACAAAUGCUUGUUUUUCAAA
Molecule: messenger RNA, 2114 nt
Organism: Acinonyx jubatus (cheetah)
Lineage: Eukaryota; Metazoa; Chordata; Mammalia; Carnivora; Felidae
Gene: FAM110A
Product: family with sequence similarity 110 member A
Exons: 2
Coding region: 670-1563 (297 amino acids)
Source: RefSeq, a predicted model, not a curated record